This is a messenger RNA of Eurytemora carolleeae, 1198 nucleotides long. RefSeq lists its product as uncharacterized. The record is from RefSeq and is a predicted model, not a curated record. NCBI's taxonomy places the organism in Eukaryota, Metazoa, Arthropoda, Copepoda, Calanoida, Temoridae. The coding region runs from base 502 to 1167 and encodes 221 amino acids. The transcript is spliced from 4 exons.
UACUAUAUAACCAGUGAUGUUAUCUUUUAAAGGAAAAAGCAUGUUUGUCAAAUAAUGCGCAAGACAAAUGAAGUGUAGGAAAAAUUAUUUCCCGCUCUCUGUUGGACAAAUGAUGUGUAGGACAAAUGAUGUGAAUGACAAAUAAGGUGUAGGACAAAUGAUGUGUGUGACAAAUACUGCAAAGGACAAAUGAUGCACAGGACAAAUGAAAUAUUCCCCACCCUAUAGGAAAAAUGAUCCCUGGACAAAUGAAAUAGUGCUGUAACUGAAUCCCUCUUUUAAAAUAUGUAUUACACUGUGUAAAGUGAAAUUAGAAUCUUUCAACAUCUUUUUGUUUUAGACAUUAAUCAAAAAAACUCUUUCUAUCCUUUAGAGUGUCACGGGUAAUUCAAAUUAGUUUAAUGAUCCUUGACUAUUCAAGAGUGCUGCUCACAUGGUGUUUAAACCAGUAGGGAACAAGUAGUGUGAAUCUAACGGUGGUCUUCUUAUCACUGUUAAAUUAUGUUUCUCUUUAUGUUGUUAAUAGCAAGCUGUGUUGCCAGGGGUACUGAAAUCCAGGAUAAAGAGAUCUCUUCAUGGGAAAAUAAUGAAACUGAACCAAGAUUGGAAAAAAUCACCGAAAUGGAGCCUCCUGGAAUACAGAAUAAAGAAAUCCGAGAACUAGAGAACCGACUUGAACAUCAACAACCCAAGAUGCAAAGUUUUUAUAAGUGUAAAUGUGUAACAACAAAUCCAUACAAGAACAAAAGUAGGACUGGAAGAUCAAAUCUGAGAAUUUCUAAUCAGAGAAUGCUAAGUAGUAUCCAAUCUGUUCAUACAGCUACAGUACAAACUCCUUCAGCUACUUGGACAAAGAUGGAUGAAGCAGGGUUACUAGAAAUUGAGAGGAAAGAUGGGCAAGAGGAAGUAUCCGAAGAGAGAAAUAGAAAUACAUCCUCUACAUUUAAUAAAUUAGAUAGAACAAGCUAUCUUAAUCUGUUUGGUCUACUAGGUCUUCUUUCUGCUGCUUUUCUUAGCCAGACUGAUUCUUUUUCAACUAAUUUGAAUAGAACAGAACUUGGAUCUAAGAGCUCUAGUAUCUCGUCUUCCAGCCAGAUUGAUUCUAUUGGAGAACUAUACAAUAGUUCUGUAACUAGUUCUUACAGAAAUAGUUAUUUUAACUUUUAGUUUGAGUAAAAUAUACAUAUUACUAUGUUAA